This is a messenger RNA of Cryptococcus wingfieldii CBS 7118, 2130 nucleotides long. Its product is annotated as NAD+ synthetase. Gene Ontology annotation, cellular component: cytoplasm. Bases 1 to 2130 code for a protein of 709 amino acids. The transcript is spliced from 13 exons. The record is from RefSeq and is a predicted model, not a curated record. NCBI's taxonomy places the organism in Eukaryota, Fungi, Basidiomycota, Tremellomycetes, Tremellales, Cryptococcaceae. Gene Ontology annotation, biological process: NAD+ biosynthetic process. Gene Ontology annotation, molecular function: NAD+ synthase (glutamine-hydrolyzing) activity; ATP binding; glutaminase activity.
AUGCACCUCGUUACCGUCGCAACUCAGCUCCGCCAGUGGGCUCUCGACUUUGAGGGAAACUGUGAACGGAUACUGAAGUCUAUAGCUAUCGCAAAGGAAAGAGGGGCUACCCUUCGAGUCGGUCCAGAGCUUGAAAUUCCCGGCUAUGGCUGUCUCGACCAUUUCUUGGAAGGCGAUACCAACCUGCACUCAUGGGAAGUCCUCGCGACCAUUCUCCAGAGCGAGGAGGCCCAGGGAAUCGUUUGUGAUAUCGGAAUGCCUAUUGAGCACAAGAACAACAACUACAACUGUCGAGUCAUCAUCCACAAUGGCAAGAUUGUCAUGAUCCGCCCCAAGAUGUGGAUGGCCAACGACGGUAACUAUCGAGAGCUCCGUCACUUCACACCCUGGCACAAGAACAGGCAGCUUGACAAGCACCCUCUUCCAUCCAUCAUCAAGAAGAUCACCGGUCAAACUUCUGUUCCCUUUGGCGAUGGCGUUGUGGCGACCGAGGACACUGUGAUUGGUGUGGAACUGUGUGAGGAGCUGUUCACUCCUGCAUCCCCUCACAUCCUCAUGGGUCUUGAUGGCGUCGAGAUCUUCACAAACUCCUCUGGCUCUCACCACGAACUUCGCAAACUCAACCGCCGUGUUGAGCUCAUCAAAGAAGCCACGAUGAAGCUGGGUGGCAUCUACCUUUACGCGAACCAACAAGGCUGCGAUGGUGACCGAUCUUACUACGACGGUGCAUCCCUCAUCGCGCUCAACGGCCGCAUCCUCGCCCAAGGAUCACAGUUCUCUCUGUCGGAUGUGGAGGUUAUCUCAGCUACUGUCGACCUUGAAGCUGUCAGGGCGCAUAGGACGACGAGCAGUAGGAGGAUGCAGAGUGCACAGGCCGAGUCGUAUGAUAGGGUCGAGCUUGAGUGCAGGUUGGAUGGUGGGAAGGGUAUUCGAGUUGGAGACAGGGAGACGAAGGGGACCAUGGAAGUGCAAUACCACACACCCGAGGAAGAGAUUGCGCUUGGCCCUGCAUGCUGGCUUUGGGACUAUCUCCGUCGCUCCCGAACUCAGGGUUAUUUCCUCCCUCUCAGUGGUGGUAUCGACAGUUGCGCCACCGCAGUCAUCAUCCACUCAAUGUGUCGUCUCGUGGCUGAACAUGCCAAGAAGGGUGACCAGCAAGUCAUUGAGGAUGCCCGACGAAUCACUGGGGAGCCCGAGGGCAGCGAGUACCUUCCUAUCGACCCCAGGGAAUUCGCCGGAAGGAUCUUCCACACUUGUUACAUGGGUACCGAAAACUCUAGUAACGAGACGAGGCAGAGAGCCAAGGACCUUGCGAAUGCUAUUGGAGCCUAUCAUGUCGACCUAAACAUGGACACUGCCGUCACCGCCGUUAAAGGUAUUUUUAGCUUCGUCACCGGUCAAACCCCCCAAUUCAAGGUCCACGGCGGCUCUGCUGCCGAAAACCUCGCAAUGCAGAACAUCCAGGCAAGGUUGAGGAUGGUGGUGGGUUACAUGUUUGCGCAACUGUUGCCUUGGACGAGGGGCAAGGUGGGGAGCUUGUUGGUGCUGGGAAGUGCGAAUGUGGAUGAGAGUCUGCGAGGGUACUAUACCAAAUACGACUGCUCUAGUGCGGAUGUGAAUCCUAUCGGAGGUAUUAGUAAGACCGACCUCAAGAGUUUCAUUGCCUGGGCUCAGGUCAAGUUCAGUAUGCCUAUUCUUUACGAUUUCAUCCACGCCAUCCCCUCCGCCGAGCUUAUUCCCAUGGGUCCCGACAAUGCCGUCCAAUCUGACGAAGUCGAGAUGGGCAUGACCUACGACGAACUGUCCGUCUAUGGCCGUCUCCGUAAAGUUGAGAAAUGCGGUCCUUACAGCAUGUACGGCAAGCUCGUUCAGGAAUGGGGCUCGUUCUUGUCCCCGGUACAGAUUGCGGAGAAGGUCAAGCACUUCUUCUUCAUGUAUGCUAUCAACAGGCAUAAGAUGACGACACUCACUCCUUCUGUCCAUAUGGAGUCAUAUUCUCCAGACGAUAACCGCUUCGACCUCCGACCUUUCCUCUACCCCUCUAGGUUUGCCCAUCAGUUCAAGAAGAUUGACGCCUUGGCGGAGAGUCUUCCCAACAUGGUGGAGCACAGUGAGAAAGAUGUAGACUAG